This is a messenger RNA of Durusdinium trenchii, 1566 nucleotides long. Lineage: Eukaryota; Dinophyceae; Suessiales; Symbiodiniaceae. The record is from the annotation of a GenBank genome assembly.
AUGAUGUCAGCGGACUAUUUGACACAAAUUGGCCUUGCUGCGGCAAGGCCAAAGCAUGCGUCCGUCACCAACAACCAGAAUCAGCUGCGACAGGAGGAGGUGACCAAGGCUACGGCUACGCCAAAGCAAGCAUCCGUUGCCAUCCACCAGAAUGAGCUGCAACAAGAGGAGGUGAGCGGAGCCAAGGCGUUUGACCAGCCAAAGGCAGCAUUCGGUGGUCACACUGUUGGCAGCCUUGCAGCUGGAGCAGCUACGCCAAAGCAAGUGCCGGUUGCCAUCCAUCAGAAUGAGCUGAAGCAAGAGGAGGUGAGCGGAGCCAAGGCGUUUGGCCGGCCAAAGGCAGCGUUUGGCGGUCACACUGCUACGCCAAAGCAAGUGUCCGCUGCCAUCCGUCAGAAUGAGCCGGAGCAAGAGGAGGUGAGCGGAGCCAAGGCGUUCGGGCGGCCAAAGUCAGCGUUUGGCAGUCACACUGCUACGCCAAAGCAGAAUGAGCUGGGGCAAGAGGAGGUGAGCGGAGUCAAGGCGUUUGGCCGGCCAAAGUCAGCGUUUGGCAGUCACAUUGCUACGCCAAAGCAAGUGUCCGCUGCCAUCCAUCAGAAUGAGCUGGAGCAAGAGGAGGCUACGCCAAAGCUGGUGCAAGAGGAGGUGAGCGGAGCCAAGGUGUUUGGCCGGCCAAAGGCAGCGUUUGGCAGUCACACUGCUACGCCAAAGCAGAAUGAGCUGGUGCAAGAGGAUACUACACUUGAGAAGGGCCUUCGAAUUCCACUUGCGUUUGGCUGGCCAAGGGCAGCAUUUGGCAGUCACACUGUGCCCGUUUUGGCGGUGAGUGCGCAGAACAAGCAUGAGGCUACGCUAAAACAAGGGUCCGCUGCCAUCCACCAGAAUGAGCUCCAACAAGAGAAGGUGAGCGGAGCCAAGGCGUUUGGCGGGCCCAAGCAGUCAACAUCCAACUGGAUUGCUCAUGGACCAGCAUCUUCUUGGACUGCCGAGCACCGAGCAGCUCCAGCGCCAAGUGGAAAGGAUUGGUCACGAGGUGACUGGAAUCAUGACGAUCAGACAGAUCCGUGGCAGCAAGUAUGUCGCCAGCGUGCCUUGGAGCAACAAGGAGCGCAGAAGGAGGGGAAGGAAGAGGAAGAAGAGGACGAGGAACCAGAUGAUUGGAAUGAUUGGAAGCAAUGGAGAAGUGAUUGGUGGAGUGGUUGGAACUGGCGUGAGAGCUCUGAUCGGUGGAAAGAAGAGACACUGGAAGACAAAGCAGAGCAACGAAAGUGGGAAGUGCAGCAGGAAACUGAGGCCAACCGCCGGAAACUGCAGCGCAAGGAGGCGCAGAAGCAACGCGAACAGGAGUUGCAAGAAGCCAAGUGGCGUGCGGAGAGAGAGCAGAAGGAGAAAGAACGUCAGGAACCAGAUGAUUGGAAUGAUUGGAAGCAAUGGAGAAGUGAUUGGUGGAGUGGUUGGAACUGGCGUGAGAGCUCUGAUCGGUGGAAAGAAGAGACACUGGAAGACAAAGCAGAGCAACGAAAGUGGGAAGUGCAGCAGGAAACUGAGGCCUUUUUGCCUUUUUGA